AUGAAGGUAGAAGAGCUUAUCAUCGAUGGCUUCAAGUCGUACGCGACCAGAACAGUUAUCUCAGACUGGGAUCCACAAUUUAACGCUAUAACGGGUCUCAACGGUUCAGGUAAAUCUAAUAUUCUCGAUUCUAUAUGUUUUGUGCUGGGUAUUUCAUCAAUGGCGACUGUUAGAGCUUCAAAUCUGCAAGACCUUAUUUACAAGAGGGGUCAAGCAGGUGUAACUAAAGCCAGUGUAACCAUAGUAUUCGAUAAUAGCGACAAGAAAAACUCUCCGAUUGGAUUUGAAACAUACCCUCAGAUCUCGGUGACUCGGCAAAUCGUACUAGGGGGCACGAGCAAAUAUCUCAUCAAUGGUCACCGCGCCCAACAACAAACUGUCCUGCAUCUGUUUCAAUCAGUGCAGCUAAACAUCAAUAAUCCAAAUUUCCUCAUCAUGCAGGGCAAAAUCACCAAAGUUCUGAACAUGAAGCCGACAGAAAUACUGUCACUUAUCGAGGAAGCCGCUGGGACUAAGAUGUUUGAGGACCGUAGAGAAAAGGCAGAGAGGACUAUGGCCAAGAAGGAAACAAAGCUGCAAGAAAUACGAACGCUGUUAAUCGAAGAGAUCGAACCCAAACUUGAAAAACUCAGAAGUGAAAAACGUACUUUUCUGGAAUUUCAGGAUAUUCAAUCAGAUCUCGAGAAUACUUCCAAAAUCGUGCAUGCAUUUACCUAUCAAUCCUUGCUUCAAAAUCAUAAAGAUAUCAAAGAGCUACACACAUCUGGCCAAACCAGAAUUGAUCAACUCCAAGCCUCCAUCAAAAAAUUGCAAACUGAAAUGAGCAGUAUCGAGGAAGACUUAAACGUUAUUCGAGCCCAAAAGAGGGACGAAAUGAAAAAAGAUGGUACAUUAAGCCAACUUGAGUCUCUCGAAAGUCAGCUCAAUAAUGAUUUAUCACGCCUUAAAACCUCUUUGAAUAUCGCUAAUGACAAUUUGGCGGAGGAGUCUAUCAAAUCUGAAACGCUCAGAAACGAUAUCGCGAAAUAUCAAGGUCUCUUAAACUCCAGAUGUACAUCCUUCAGAAACAUCGAGGCUGAUUAUAGUGCCCUCAAUAAAACUGUCGCAAACCUCAAAACACAAUUACAGUCCAAAGAAGAGCUAUUAUCAACAUUGACCACCGGCAUUUCAUCUACUGGAGCAACUAACAGCGGUUACCAAACCCAACUGAAUGACGUUGAACUAAGAUUGAAUGACGCACGAAUCAAGGUCCAGAGGUAUGACAUGAAGAUCGACAUACUAAAUAAAGAGCUAACCGAGAACGAGCCUAAGUUGAUCAAAGCGAAAAAGUCUGGCGAAGAAGCCAAAAAAGAGCUCGAAUUGAGUCAGUCUAGGUGUUCAGAGCUAAAGUCUAAAUUACAACAGUUGGGCUUCGAUUCUAAUCACUUCAAAGUUCUGAAAGAGGAGGAGAUCAGCUUGAAAAACGAAUUGUACAAAAUCUCGAAUGAGAUGGACGUCUUGAAGAGAAAGGUCGCAAAUAUUGAGUUUGCAUACAACAUGCCAUCUCCCAGUUUUAAUCCGGCCUCUGUGAAGGGGGUCGCUGCGCAACUGUUUUCUUUGGAUGAAGAGAAGUUCGAAAGUGCGAUAGCUUUGCAAGUAUGUGCUGGAGGUAGGCUCUUUAACGUGGUUGUCGACAACGAAAGAACGGCCUCGCAGCUACUUGAAAAUGGCAGACUACGAAAAAGGGUUACGAUAAUUCCUCUAAACAAGAUUUCGGUAAGAACACUUCAUCAGAAAGCUUUAAACGUUGCAAAAGAGUUGGCACCUGGUAAAGUGGACUUGGCUCUUAAUUUAAUAGGCUACGAAGAAGAGGUUUCGAGGGCCAUGGAAUUUAUUUUCGGAACAAGUUUGAUCUGUAAAGACGCAGAAAGCGCUCAAAAGGUUACUUUCCAUCCUCAAGUGAGAGCAAGAAGCAUAACCCUCCAAGGCGAUGUUUAUGAUCCCGAGGGGACUCUCUCGGGAGGUAGUCGCAAUACCAACAGCUCAAUCCUCAUUGACAUCCAGAAAUACAAUGCUUAUUCUAAAAAAGCACUGACACUGGAGAAGGAGCUUAUGGACCUUGGCAAAAAGAUCAAGCAGUAUACCGAUAUCUCCAACACUACAAAGAGUAUCCAACACGAUCUUAAUUUGGCUUCUCACAAGCUUCAGCUAGCUGAACGGAACUUUGAGAACAAUCCGUCCGUUCAGUUAAUAUCUAGAAAUAAAGAGAUAAAUGCUGAGAUUCUCGAUUGCCAAAGAAUGAGGAAUGACGGUCUUACGGAAAUUAAGCAAGUGGAAAAAGAGUUCUCAAAUAUUCAAAAAGAUAUGGAAGAGUUUAGUAAAGACAAGGGCUCCAAACUAGACCAAUUAAAACGAGAGAUCCAAAACCUGAGAGGCGAAAUCGAUGAGCACCAAGCUGCUUUUGAGAAGAGCGAAGAUCUCAACCAAUCUCUUCAGUUAGAAAUUGACCAAUUAAGAUCUGACAUAUCUACUGCUGAAUCAGGAGUAUUAGAAUCGACCGAAAUAUCUAAGGAACUGAACGAUAAACAGUCGAGCUUGAAAGCACAAAUUGAAGGUCUUUCGACAGAGCUUGAACAAACCAGAGGUAAAGUGUUUGACGAAAAGAAACGUCUGUACGAGAUUGAUGAGGAAAUGCGGGUUCUGUCGGAACUCCAUAGGACAAAAGAUGAGCAAUCGAAAAACGAAAGCGUUGAGCUCAAAAAGCUGGUGAAUGAGGUGGGGAAAUUAGAAAGUAACACGAAGUCUGUUGAGGAAAGUAUCAAAAAGCUCUUAGAGGAAGAAGAAUGGCUGAACGACGAGGGUUUGAUUUCCAGUAUAGUCAGUCAGAAUCAAGGCGUGAAUAUCCAGAUAUAUCGUCAGCGAUCCCUACAGCUCUCCGAGAAGUUUGACGUAAUGAAGCGUAAAGUUAAUCCAAACAUUAUGAGCAUGAUCGAAAACGUGGAGAAGAAAGAGUCAGCUCUGAAGACUAUGAUCACAACCAUUGAAAAGGAUAAGACAAAAAUUCAAGAAACGAUCACCAAGCUUAACGAAUACAAACGCGAAACUCUAAUAAAAACAUGGGAAAAGGUAACUGUCGACUUUGGCCAUGUGUUUGGAGAACUACUGCCGAACUCCUUUGCUAAGCUUGUACCGAUGGAAGGCAAAGAUGUGACCGAGGGCCUCGAAGUAAAAAUUAGACUUGGAAACAUAUGGAAAGAUAGUUUGGUUGAGCUGUCAGGAGGCCAAAGGUCUCUUAUCGCCCUAUCCCUCAUUCUAGCAUUACUUCAGUUCAAACCUGCUCCGAUGUACAUAUUGGAUGAAGUCGACGCAGCUCUCGACUUGAGUCAUACUCAGAACAUUGGGCAUCUCAUCAGAACGAAGUUCAAAGGAUCCCAAUUUAUCGUCGUCUCGCUAAAAGAGGGUAUGUUUAACAACGCCAACAGAGUCUUUAGAACAAGAUUUCAAGACGGGACGUCCGUGGUUAGCGCUAUGUAA
This is a messenger RNA of Lachancea meyersii CBS 8951, 3513 nucleotides long. The record is from the annotation of a GenBank genome assembly. Lineage: Eukaryota; Fungi; Ascomycota; Saccharomycetes; Saccharomycetales; Saccharomycetaceae.